Molecule: messenger RNA, 796 nt
Organism: Hevea brasiliensis (rubber tree)
Lineage: Eukaryota; Viridiplantae; Streptophyta; Magnoliopsida; Malpighiales; Euphorbiaceae
Product: histone H2AX
Exons: 2
Coding region: 80-511 (143 amino acids)
Cellular component (GO): nucleosome
Molecular function (GO): protein heterodimerization activity; structural constituent of chromatin; DNA binding
Source: RefSeq, a predicted model, not a curated record
CCUUCUCUUCUCAGUUCCAUCCUAUCAAACUCAAGUUCUCUUAGGCUUUCUAAAACUCAUAUCCAAAACAGCGAAGACAAUGAGCUCCACUGCUGUACCUGCUGCUACUACUGCCAAGGGUGGCCGAGGCAAGUCCAAAGCCAAGUCGGUGUCCAGGUCUCUAAAGGCUGGUCUACAGUUUCCUGUUGGUCGAGUUGCCCGCUUCCUCAAGAAAGGCAGGUACGCUGAACGGCUCGGCUCUGGAUCCCCUGUCUAUCUCACUGCUGUUUUGGAGUACCUGGCUGCUGAGGUUUUGGAGCUUGCUGGGAAUGCAGCUAGAGAUAACAAGAAGAACAGGAUUAUUCCUAGGCAUAUUCAGCUUGCGGUGAGAAAUGAUGAGGAAUUAAGCAAGCUCUUGGGAUAUGUGACCAUUGCCAAUGGAGGGGUUUUGCCUAAUAUUCACCAAAAUUUACUGCCAAAGAAGACUGCAAAAGGGAAAGGUGAAAUUGGGUCUGCGUCUCAGGAGUUUUAGGGUUCUAAAUUAAUCUAUUUGUUUCUGAAGUUAGGGGUUUGUUAGGUAGGUUGCUCUUUCCAUGGGAUAGAUUGUUGAUAGCAUGUAAUGAAGCUGGGCUUGGAUUUGUAAAUCUCAGUUUGGACAAUGAAAUGGAUGGGCUACUCUCAUAAUUUUUCUGUACUCUUAGGUAGCUUGGUCUUUCUGUGGGAUAGAUUGUUAAUAGCAUGUGAUGAAAUUGGCCUUGGAGUUUGUGAAUCUCAUUUUGGACAAUGAAAUGUAUGGGCUACUGUUAAUUUUGCUAUA